Molecule: messenger RNA, 1080 nt
Organism: Sceloporus undulatus (fence lizard)
Lineage: Eukaryota; Metazoa; Chordata; Lepidosauria; Squamata; Phrynosomatidae
Product: kinesin-like protein KIF26B
Exons: 1
Biological process (GO): microtubule-based movement
Molecular function (GO): microtubule motor activity
Source: RefSeq, a predicted model, not a curated record
UAUACAUCAAGCUCUUCUGGAGGAGAAAGCUCUUGUGAAGAAGGGAGAAUGCGGAGGCCGACCCAGCUAAGACCUUUCCAUUCUCGGAAUGCCGUUGAUCCAGACUUCCCCAUUCUUCACCUGUCCAGUGAUCCAGAUUAUUCUUCUAGCAGUGAACAGUCAUGUGAUACUGUCAUUUAUGUUGGCCCUAAUGGCACCGCUCUAUCAGACAAAGAGCUGACAGAUAAUGAAGGUCCCCCUGAUUUUGUCCCUAUCGUUCCUGCCCUUCAGAAGACCAGAAAUGAAAGCAAGCUGGAGGAAUUGAGCGAAACAGCCCCCAGUAGCUCUGAAAGAGACUGCUUGAAGUGCAAUACAUUUGCGGAGCUCCAGGAGAGGUUAGACUGCAUUGAUGGCAGUGAGGAGAUAGACCAUUUUCCUUUUGAGGAGUUGCCUGUUCAGUUUAGUUCAGACCAAGCAACCAAAUGCCCUUUGUCAAGCCAAGUGCCAGAAUUCAAGAAUGCAUUAGAGACAGAGAGGGAAGAAGGCUUCCAAGAGCCUGAUAAAGACUUGACGGAAAACCUAAACACAACGUCCAACAGAGUUCAGGGAGGCCACUCGCCUGUUCACACUGGGAUGGUUAAUGAAGUUUCUACUCCUCCUUCUCCCAGGAGUGUAACAGGCAGCCCUAGUAGCCAGAUGAACUCUUCCCAGCAGUCUCAGUGCACAGACCUGCAAAGCAGCCGUGAAAGUCUUAACUCCUGUGGCUUUGUAGAAACCAAACCUCGGUCCAUGGGUUCCCCACGGCUUGGCAUUGCAAGCCUUUCCAAGACAUCUGAAUAUAAGCCACCCACAUCUCCUUCUCAGAGGUGCAAAGUUUACACCCAGAAGGGGGUAUUGCCCAAUCCUGCACCUCCACCAUCAUCACUUAGCAAAGAUUCAGGGAUGGUGUCUAGUGAGUCACUGAUGCAGCCAGAUAUUCGCACUCCUCCCAUUGGAAUGAGCCCUCAGCUCAUGAAAAAGUCACUAUCUUCCAGCAGUGGGGACUAUGGAGAGACAAUGGAUAGUGUAGAGCAGCAACAACAGUCUUUUUCGCCAGAGACA